Messenger RNA from Penicillium paradoxum, 1116 nucleotides. RefSeq names its product FPP/GGPP synthase family protein. Gene Ontology annotation, biological process: isoprenoid biosynthetic process. The coding region runs from base 1 to 1116 and encodes 371 amino acids. Gene Ontology annotation, molecular function: prenyltransferase activity. The record is from RefSeq and is a predicted model, not a curated record. NCBI's taxonomy places the organism in Eukaryota, Fungi, Ascomycota, Eurotiomycetes, Eurotiales, Aspergillaceae. The transcript has 2 exons.
AUGAACUCAUUACCCUUCCAACCGCCCAGUCCUGUACCUCCUCGGACAAGCUCAGCAAAUGCAAUAAAUGGCAGCGGAAGCCCCUCUCACCGGCGCAAGCUGUCGGUAGCAGACGAAGAGCCGUCCACGAAAACCGGACACCGGCGCAACAAGUCCAGCGUGGACGGCACCAAAUACAAGGAUGGGACAUGGUCUCUAAAGAACGAUAAAAUCCUGAUGGGCCCAUACGACUAUGUAGCCGAACAUCCAGGGAAAGAUAUUCGUCGCCAACUGAUCCAUGCUUUUAACUCAUGGCUGCAGGUUCCGCCAGCGAGCCUAGCAAUCAUCACCAAGGUCGUAACGAUGCUCCACACAUCGUCGCUUCUAAUCGAUGACGUCGAAGACAACUCCCUCCUCCGUCGUGGCAUCCCCGUCGCACACAGCAUCUUCGGUACAGCGCAGACAAUCAACUCCGCAAACUACGUCUAUUUCCUCGCGCUGCAAGAAGUGCAACAACUCAAUAACCCGGCUGCGAUCAACAUCUACGUGCAAGAAAUGCUGAACCUGCACCGCGGACAGGGGAUGGAUCUCUUCUGGCGCGACACGCUCACCUGUCCGACGGAAGACGAGUACCUGGAAAUGGUCGGCAACAAGACGGGUGGACUCUUCCGACUCGCGGUCAAACUCAUGCAGGCCGAGAGUACGACGGGCAAGGACUGCGUCGCACUGGUGAAUGUCAUGGGUCUGAUUUUCCAGAUCUGUGACGAUUACCUCAACCUCUCGAAUACGGUGUAUACGGCAAACAAGGGCUUCUGCGAGGACCUCACAGAGGGCAAAUUCUCCUUCCCGAUCAUCCACAGCAUUCGCUCCAACCCCUCGAAUCACCAGCUGAUCAAUAUUCUGAAGCAAAAUACUCAGGAUGCAGAGGUUAAGCGCUAUGCGGUGCAGUAUAUGCACAGCACGGGCAGUUUUGCGCAUACGCGACGGGUUGUCGAAGAUCUGCGGGACCGCGCUUUCUCCUUGAUUGAGACGAUGGAUACAACACCGAAGAUCAAUGGGGCCGGUGAUGGGCAGAUGGUGCGCGCUAUUGUGGAAAAGAUUGUGGAGUCGACGCUAUCGGACCCCCGUGCGCACUAG